Gongylonema pulchrum is the source of this 371-nucleotide messenger RNA. NCBI's taxonomy places the organism in Eukaryota, Metazoa, Nematoda, Chromadorea, Rhabditida, Gongylonematidae. The record is from the annotation of a GenBank genome assembly.
GCAUACCAUCCUAUCGUUAUGUCAUUCCACCUGCGGUCUACGAUCCUUUCUUGCCAGAAAACAAAGGUUUUUGUAAUCCAGCAACACCACGCUAUUUUAGUGAUCGCAUACAACCCGAAGGUUGCUUGCCAGCAGGUUUCUUUGAUAUUGGUCGGACAAAACCCGGAUCUCCUCGUAUUUAUGUUUCUGGUGUUCACUUUUAUAAUUCGCCUGCAGAAGUUUACCAAAAUUUCUCGGGUUUUCAGUAUCCAAGCGAAGACGAUCAGGCUUAUUUUGAACUUGAACCCGUCAGUUUCUUUCCUCUAUAUUCUCAUUUUGUGCGUUGAUUUUUCAACCUUCCCUAAGGUGGUGGAUACAGUUCGCUGGUAGGA